This is a messenger RNA of Chenopodium quinoa (quinoa), 4244 nucleotides long. Its product is annotated as cell division control protein 48 homolog C-like. Gene Ontology annotation, biological process: ribosome biogenesis. Gene Ontology annotation, cellular component: nucleus. Bases 1116 to 3071 code for a protein of 651 amino acids. The record is from RefSeq and is a predicted model, not a curated record. Gene Ontology annotation, molecular function: ATP hydrolysis activity; preribosome binding; ATP binding. NCBI's taxonomy places the organism in Eukaryota, Viridiplantae, Streptophyta, Magnoliopsida, Caryophyllales, Amaranthaceae. The transcript has 12 exons.
GAUAAUAUUUAGGAAAAGGAGGUGUAAAUUUAAACUAAUGCUCCGUACUUUUUAAAACAAGUUUACUCUAAACCCUUAAAAGAUGUGCGCUGCCCCAUAAUUGGACGAUUGUAUAAAGACUCAACCCAUUUAGGGGUGUUUGGUUCGCAAACUGGUAUGGGGUUGGAAUCAGGAAUGAAACCAUAGUGGUAUGGGUUUGGAACUUGAUUCUUAAUACCAUAUGUUUGGUAUAAUCAUGAAAUGCAAUGUUUUUCUUUUAUUUAAACCUAAAUGUAUCGGAAUGAGCCAAACGCACCUCCCCCCAAGGUUUCUAAACCCCAUACCUUGGGGGUUUGAGCUAUGGGUUUGAAACUCAUAAAAUCAUAAAACAAACAUAAGGUAUGGGUUUAAACCAUUCUAAACCCAUACCUUAUACCUUAAUUAUGUGAACUUAACACCCCCUUAAUGCUUUCACAAAAAAAAAAAAAAAAAAAAAAAAAAAAAAAACAUUUAUUUAUUAGACGGAUGUAUCCGUUUAAUAACUGUGACGGGUCAUAGGGAUCCAUAGAAUUGCUCUCUCUCAUAUUAGUCGAUACCCAUUGAAGCGCACUCAACGUUCUCCACUGAAGCGCAGUUGGCGUUCACCCUUGAAUCUCUUGUAUCCCCCCAUUGAAGCACCUUCUGAGGGGUUUGGAAAUUUGAAUUGAUAACACUAUGAGAAAGGGAUCAAAUACGCGUGGUGGUCGUAGCGCUCUUAGGAUUUUACAGCAACACUUUGAGGAUUGUAACUUUGAGAGUGAGGAGGAUGCUGUGAUAUAUCUACGUAAGACAUAUCCGGAGUACAGGAGGUGGAAAACCGCAAUACUCACCAAAAAUGUUAGAGAGGCCCUUUCCCAGCUUAAGCGGAAUAAUAGUAGUGGCGGUAGAGAUGGUCAAGUUCGACAAUCAACAUCGACUUCAGCAUUAUCAUCUUCAUCCCCUGAUUCAAGUUAUGAGGAGGAUUCCAGUCCGAAGUUGGACUUGAUGAAAACAAUGUUAAGGGAAGCCUAUUGUCCUGAUAAAACAGAAGAGAGUAUGGAGGAGAAAAAUGAGAAAACUAUAGAAUUAUUUGAAAAAAAGAAAUUGAGAAUAUUGUGAUGCUUGAGAAAAAUGGAGGAACAGGAAGUAAAAAUAUGGAUUUAGAUGAUGGUAGAGAUCAGGUGCACACGCAUCCCAUGUUUAAGGAUUUUGGUGGCAUGCGUGAAGUAUUGGAGGAAUUAAAAUACAAUGUGCUUAUCCCACUUCGUUACCCUGAACUCCUCAACCGACUGUGUCAGUUACAUGCAGGGCCACCAACAGGAAUUCUAUUGCACGGGCCUCCUGGGUGUGGUAAGACCAUGUUAGCUCAAGCUAUUGCUAAUGAAGCUGGCGUUCCUUUGUAUCAGAUUGCAUCGACUGAGAUUGUAUCUGGUGUUUCAGGUGAGUCAGAAGGAAACAUUCGUGAGCUUUUCUUAAAAGCUCGUAGGACUGCUCCUUCAAUAAUAUUCAUUGACGAGAUUGAUGCCAUUGCGGAGAAAAGAGAGAGCUCGCAGAAAAGGCAAGAAGGGCGAAUUGUCACUCAGUUAUUGAAAUGCAUGGAUACUAUAUGUGAGAAUGCUUCUGUAGCUGGUCAAAAGAUUUCUGUGAGUGGGAGUAAAGUACAUUCAUCUCCAGCAGUUCCGGAGAUUUCAGUUUCUGAGAACAAACGAGGCCAUGUUCUUGUUAUUGGAGCAACCAACCGUCCAAAUGCUCUUGACCCUGCAUUGAGGCGACCUGGAAGAUUUAACUGGGAGAUUGAACUAGGAGUUCCAGAUGAAAAUGCAAGGUUUGAGAUACUGUCAGUCUUGACACGUGAUCUUGGUGUUCAAGAGGGUUUGAACCUUAGAAAGUUGGCUAGGGACACAGCAGGGUUUGUUGGAGCUGACCUGGAAGAUUAUGUUAGAAAAGCUUCUGUACAUGCUAUGAGGAAGAUGAUAAACUUAAAGAAGGAUGAGGGUCUUAAGGAGUGUGCAGUUGGGCCCCAAGAUGACAAUUGGUGGAAGCAACUACGUUUUAUGCCUGGAGAAAUGGAAACACUCUGUCCCAAAAUGUCAGAUUUUGAGGUUGCAUUUAAGAAUGUUCAACCGUCUUUAAAGAGGGAAGGUUUCUCUGCAGUUCCUAAUGUGAAAUGGGAAGAUGUUGGAGGCCUUGGCACCAUAAGGCAGGAGUUCCAGAGCUGUAUAGUUGAUCCUAUUAGAAAUCCUGAAGAUUAUGAGGGAUUUGGACUAGAUUUGCCAGCAGGAUUCUUGCUUUAUGGUCCCCCUGGCUGUGGUAAAACGCUGAUUGCCAAGGCUGUUGCUAAUGAGGCUGGCGCAAGUUUCAUAUACAUCAAGGGUCCUGAACUUAUGGACAAAUAUGUUGGUGAAAGUGAAUUGGCUGUUCGCAAGAUCUUUAAUCGUGCAAGGACAUGUUCUCCAUGUAUUCUCUUCUUUGAUGAGGUGGAUGCUUUGACUGCAAAUCGUGGAGAAUCUAGUGGGGUUACUGAUAGGAUACUUAAGCAGCUUCUUAUUGAGCUAGAUGGUGCAGAGGAAAGGCGGGGGGUUUAUGUCAUUGGUGCUACAAAUCGACCUGAGUGGAUAGAUCGUGCUUUAUUGAGGCCUGGAAGAUUCGAGGAACAAUUAUACAUUCCUCUGCCUAGUCCACAGGAACGUGGCUUGAUAUUGAAAGCUCUUGCAAGAAAGAAACCUAUAGAUACCGAUGUGGAUUUACUUGCUAUUGCAGAGAGAACAGCUUGUGAUCAUUUUAGUGGCGCUGACCUUGCUUUCCUGAUGCGGCAAGCCGGUAGGUUUGCUCAUGACGAGAUGCGAUUAUUGAAGCAAAAGGGUGCAGGUGCCAUUCCUUGGAUAAUUAAUUAUAGUCAUUUUGAAAAAGCAUUGGUGGGAUUGAAACCUUCUGUUAACAAAAAGCAAAGAGAUUUCUAUGAUAAUUGGUCACGCAAUUUUUCGAACCUAACCAAUGUCGAGACAAAAGCACUGAACACAUGUGGAGGUAAUGUGUUGAAUUCAAUGGUUCUUACCGCUUCAACUGCAUUAUAAAAAGCGUGACAAGACUAUACUAACUACUAAAUGGCGGUGAUAUGAAUUGUUCCUCACACUUGGGAUCUUUGUUGAUGCAUUGACUUAACAUAAUUCAUGCUUUGCUCAUGUUCGUGGAAGGGUAACUAUGUUGCUCAUGUAUUGGCCAAAUUUCCUUAUAAAAGAAUUUUGAAGUGAGGGUCUCCUGAUACAUCGCCCCAGGAUAAGGGUAACUAUGUUCGUGGAAGGGUAACUAUGUUGCUCAGUAAGAGUACUCUUGAAUGAACUCCAUUUGCUAUGGUGAUGAAUCUAAAAGAUUCUUAUUGUCACAUGUUGAGAAAGGUUAUGCUGUGGUGGUGUACUCUGGUGCUGGACCUGUUGGUGUUGGUAUUACCAUUGCUUGUUUAACUUUCUCAUUGCAGUGAGACAACGAGCUUUACUUGAAGGCCAGCUUCUGUGUAGAACUUCAUUUUGGGGACAUUUAAAAUGCAGUAAUUUUAGAGGGACAAUACGACAAAACCAUUGCAUAUGUGAGGGUUAAUAUUAAGCUAUGUCAUCUUGAUUAUUGUAAUCAAUUUUGGUAUUAAUAUUAUUAUGUUUUUGUAAAACUUCAUUUUCUUGUGUAUGGAAUUUUAGUUAUUAUCUAUAAACUAUGGAAUACUCUUGUGGUUUCGCCCCAUAUGUGCCUAUUGAUCUUGAGAUAUACAUUUUGACUAGGAAAAAUUGCUCCCAUUAAUUUGAACUUUGCCUCGUCUGCCGAAAAUAAUCCCAACUUUCGUUUAUUAUCUAUUGCAUCGAACUUUGGGGGUAUUAAUUUUCGUUGCACCCAAAUGACCUGCAACCGGUAAAUCAGGUAAACAUUUCUGAUAUUUUUUUUUUGCACACGUGUCAACAUAUAAUUGGUUGAAAAAAAUAGAAAAAAAAAAUAAAAACAUAAUUAAAAAAAAACCCCAACAGCUACCCUUAGCUUCUCCACCAGCCACCAGCACCACCAUCACUAGCCUUCCUCUCUCCCUAUCCCACGGUGUCGGCCGCACCCACAUCCCCUCCCCCGAUGCCGGCGCCGACCCCCUCUCCCGCGUAUCGUCCCCUCCCUCGCUCUUCCUGAUGCUUGCUUGAACCAACAACCACCCUCCCCGAAACCCUAUCUCUCCCGCAAAAACCACCUAAAACCCAUUCCCCACCCUCGAAAAC